Messenger RNA from Ciona intestinalis (vase tunicate), 1794 nucleotides. The record is from RefSeq and is a predicted model, not a curated record. Lineage: Eukaryota; Metazoa; Chordata; Ascidiacea; Phlebobranchia; Cionidae.
AUUUAGAUAUUAUGUGCUAAAGGUGUCCCAUCUUCUCCCACCCUGCAAUGGAUCCACAAUUCUCUUGUAAUCCGACCAGCUAAAAACUCAUUGUGUUUUAGUCGAAAUGUCGCUAUAUUAAGUCAAAUGAAAAACAUGUCUCGAAGUAAAAAAGAACCGGUUGAUCCGCCUGAAGGCGGUUGGGGCUGGUUUAUAGUGGUUGCUGUCUUUAUAUGGUGUGCCCUGACUUAUGGACCUGCGGUUGCUUUUCCCGUUCUUUAUCAAUCUAUUGUUCGAGAGUUUGGUGUCACGUUGGGCCAGGCAACUUGGCUGACUGGAGCGUUCGAGUUCGGGAAAUCUUGUGGCUACCUCACCUUGCCGAUUUUUACAACGAAAUUCGGAGAUCGAAAAACCGCAUUCUGUCUUUCUAUUUUUGGUGCGCUGUCAAUUUGUUUAUCCUCGCUUGCUGGAGCACCGGAGAUUAUUUAUAUUUUCACAGGAUUUGUUCCAGGCUUCGUAACUGGCAACUUAUCCGUUCUCUCCUUCACUGUAAUUCCAAGAUAUUUCGUUAAACGUCGUAUGGUCGCUCUCGGAUUAUCACAGACAGGAUCUGGUUUGGGAACUUUAGCUUUGGCUCCGCUAAUUCAAAUUCUGGUAGAUUUUUAUGGCUGGAGAGGGGCUUUGCUUUUACUCGGCGGGUUAUCUUUAAAUUGUGCUGUGGCUGCUGCUUUGGUUCGGCCUAUUUACUUAAAAAGUGACAUUACUGCCGAUCCCAAAAAGAAAAAUCCGACUGCGGAGGUUCUUUGUCGCGUAGUUAGUAAACCUAAGCUAUGGCUGGCGUCUUUCGUGUUGGUGCUGGUCUACUCUGGGCUUAAGGGGUACCUGUCGUUUGUGAUAUCUUUCGCCACCGACGUUCUUGGAACCGGAGAACUGGAGGCGACGUUCCUUUUAUCUAUUUACAGCUUAGUGACCAUGAUAUCCCGCAUCAUCUUCGGGGUUAUCGGUGACUGGAAAAAAGUUAGCAUCAUAUGGGUCAUCGUAAUCACUGAAUUCAUAGCUGGCCUCAUGAUUGGAGUAGCGUGGUUCAUUAAGGGUUAUGCACUUCUCGCAGUAAAUUGCUCAGUUAUGAGUUUUUUCUCGAGUGUUUCCCAUACUUUCUACGUUCCGGUGGUUGCAGGAAUUGUGGGCGAACGCGAUCUUGAAUGGGGAAUUGGAAUUGUUGGAUUCGUGUCAUCUGUAGUCGGUUCUGGAGCAGUUCCUUUAAUAGGGUUUGUCGUCGAUAGUUCCGGAGACGUGAAAUGGGCGUUUGCAAUUUCUGCCAUAUUUAUGGUAAUUGGUUCACUGCUAAACCUGUUUCUAUUUCCACCCAAACCAGAUGAAACUGCAGUUUAGUCUUCGUAAAAAGGUUUAACUUUUUUAAAAAUCUAAACGGCAAUCUUGAAAUGUCUUCGUAAAUUUUAAUGCCAUUAUUCGGUGUAGAAUUCUUUUAUCCACAAAAUCAAGAGUGUACUUAGUAUUAUAUAGUUUUACUGAGCGUGCAAAUAUGUUUGUCGUCAUAAUGUUCUUAUCUAAAUCACUGUCCUCCUGGCGCUAUUCUGUAUAAUUAAUAGGCAAGCGUUUUCAUUCGUAGUACUCUAUUACUUCUCAAACUUUUUCUAUCUGUAACUAUUGACCGAUACUAUAUGUAAAAGCACAGUAAAACAAUGAUUUUAUUAUUUUAUUCAGUAUUUUCUAAAGUACAAACUUAAGAGUGUUUUUGCCUUGCCAUAGUUUAACCCACAAUUUCAUCCAUAUGAUAUUAAACCUUCUUCUCAG